AUGGUCCGCAGAAGAGAAAAGCAACAGACAACGCCAAACGGAACAACAAAUUUGCAGAUCGCAAUCAAAAGGGAAAAAACACAGCAGCCAACGGCACAUCGACUGAAAAAAACGGAUUGGAACAAGUUUAAGAAAGAGAAAAAGGAGCUGAAGCUGAAACGCAAACAGACACGCGACACCUAUGAAGUGACCGUCGAGGUGAAGAAGAUCUACGAACAGCUCAAAUGUAAUGCUACCAAAAAUAAGGAUGCCCUCGUACAGCAAAUGUACACGCUGCUCAACGUGUCCGCCGACAACAUUAACAAGGUGGCCAAGGCUCAUGACACCGCUCGCAUCUUGCAGUGCAUGAUUAAGUUUGGUUCGCCAGCGCUUCGCGUUGAGCUUAGCGAUAAAUUGAUGCCAGAUGCAGUAACUAUGUGUCAAUCAAAGUACUCGCAUUUUUGCAUUCAAGCCAUGCUGAAGUACUGCACUUCAGCCACCAAAUCUAAGUUGGCCGAUGCCCUCAUGGGCAACCUGGUGCGUUUGGCUGGUCACAAUAUUGCUGGCAAGCUGGUCGAUGACAUUUAUCAGGCUGCAACGAAACAGCAGCGUUGUCACAUGCGACAGGAGUUCUAUGGUGAGCUGUACAAAAAGAACAAGGAUUCCAAUGUGACUACAUUGAGCGACACUUACAAGGAUGCCAGCAAUAUGAAGGCAUCCAUAAUGGGCGCUGUCAAGACCAAUAUUGAGCAUUUGGCCAAUAAAAAACUCUUGGACAGCUCCCUGGUGCACGAUGUCAUCAUUGAGUAUCUGAAGGCUAGCGAGAAUUUGGCUGAAAUCGCCGUCACCUUGGCUGCCAGCUUGCCGCAGCUCUUGUCCACCAAAGCAGGCACCGAAGCGUCCACAUUAUGCUUCUACGCCUCCGAGCCGAAGACGCGUCGUGCUAUACUCAAGAACAUCAAGGAGCAUCUGCUGAAGAUUGCUCUGCAUGAGCAUGGACAUGUUUUCCUCAUUUCGCUAUUCAAUGUGCUCGACGACACCAAAGCGGCUAAGAAGUCCGUCUAUGAUCCGUUGCAUGGCGACUUGAAAACCCUUGUGGCCAGUCCCCAUGGCCGUCGUGUUAUCCAAUGGCUAAUUGCACCCGGCGAUACUGUUUGCUUCCAUCCCACAUUUAUCAAGUUCAUUGACGAUGGUCUGGUGCACAGCAAAAAAGAUAAGGAAGUACGUCGCAAGGAGUUGUUGGAGCAGAUUGAGGAGCCCAUUGCCUUAGCCAUGUGCGAGGAUCCGGGUUUCUGGUUGUCAAAUAGCAGCGUUGGCUUGGUCACCAUCACCAUACUGAAGCACAUUACUGGCGAACAUUAUAACAAAGCAGCUGCUGCAUUAGCUCCCAUUGUGGCUGCUGCAGAUUGGCGGAUAACCCCAUUGCCAGCUGAUAGCGAACAACAGACACAGUCGAAGGAUACAGAAUCGAUUAUAGCGGCAGCUACAGAGCAGCGCAAGAACAAAAAGAAGAAGGUGUCUAUUGUCCCAGCAGCGGAAAAGCCAGAAAGUGAUGAUGAUGAUGAUGAGAACGACGACGAUGAUACUGGUGAGCCAAAGCAGACGAAGAAACCAAAGCUGGAUACAAAGCCAGUUGAGCCUGCCACUGAAUUGGGCAUUGAGAACAGCGGUAUGCAUCAUGUGCUAAAGACAAUCAUUAAGCAGGAUCUGAAAUGCGAUGGCACGCCAUUUGCAGCCAAGUUGCUGGAGAGCUUGACACCAGAAGUGUUGACUGGCUGGUUGCCUAUUAAUCGCGCUUGCUAUGUGCUUGUGACGCUGGUGGAGAAAACGCCGGAUUUGCAGCAGCAGCUGCUGAAGUUCUUUGACUCGCAGUCACUGCGUGAUUUGUUGCUGCAACAAAAGUCAUCAGGAGCCUCGAUUUUGGCUAAGAAACUCGAACUGGCUGGCAAAUAGAAUUACUACUUUAUAUGAUGAAAUAAUUAGUUUUAACUACACAUACAUAUACAAUAACAAUGCAGAAUUUGUUUGUACA
Messenger RNA from Drosophila sulfurigaster albostrigata, 2011 nucleotides. It is a transcript of the gene peng, whose product is annotated as protein penguin. Gene Ontology annotation, biological process: regulation of translation. The transcript is spliced from 6 exons. The record is from RefSeq and is a predicted model, not a curated record. Lineage: Eukaryota; Metazoa; Arthropoda; Insecta; Diptera; Drosophilidae. Gene Ontology annotation, molecular function: mRNA binding. Gene Ontology annotation, cellular component: nucleolus. The coding region runs from base 1 to 1932 and encodes 643 amino acids.